Molecule: messenger RNA, 2018 nt
Organism: Closterium sp. NIES-67
Lineage: Eukaryota; Viridiplantae; Streptophyta; Zygnematophyceae; Desmidiales; Closteriaceae
Source: the annotation of a GenBank genome assembly
AUCCACGCAUAAGUUAGACGGUUGGACUAGUCUGUGCUGGAGGUGAGAGGUGGCGUGGCGUCGUGCCUUUUCUUCGAAUUCCACGCGUUUCGCAAACGCAUGCUGAUGUGUUACAGUAUUUCCCCGCUAUCUCCUCCCGUUCGAGCUUCCUACCCUCGCGAAUCCCCCAUGAUGGCCGCUUGCGCGUCGAGACAUUGGAGACUACCUCGCACGCUGCGUGGUAGCCACGCCAAGCGUCGGAAGUCGUCUCUCUCCGGCCUGCCGUGGAUCAAGCCACGAUCACCACGCGCUCUACUUUCCACCGGUCUAGCCUCAACCUGUGCAAUAAAUUCCUCGAAAAAGAGCAAUGCGUUCAGACACUCCUAGGCUCACUACCUCGAUCUCUCCGUCACUCCUUCUACCCAUUCAGCGCUCACUCUGCAUUUAUCAACACGACGCUUCCAGAUAGUACCCACACUUAUUACUCCCGCAUUCCAUCAUCCACCCAACCGCACCUUCAUCCCAGCUUAAAUCGCAGCUAACCUCGCCCUAACUAACGCCGCUCAUUCCACACUCCUCACGAGCGGCUCCUGCCCGAACCGGACCAGACCGAACCGCGGGCGCAGCAAUGGCGGAGGCAGUAGCCCUGGCACUGACUGGGCUCUCCUCGCUGAUGCUCGGGCUCGCCAUGGGGUCUCGCGAAGGGCUUCAGGCGCGAGUGGACCGCCUCUUAGCCACGCUCCCCGAAUCCGACCCGGACCAGCCGCAAGACGCUGCCAGCGCCGCCAGAGGACUCCCGGACCUCACAGGAUUGGGACUCGGGGCGAGCCUGCGAGACGUGAAGCUGAAGCAUCGGUUCUCGCUGAGGCAGCUGAGAAAGGCGACGGGCAAGUGGGCGGAGGAGAGGCUGAUCGGCAGCGGCGCGGCCGCGGAUGUGUACAGGGGCGUGAGCGCGCGCGGCGGGGAGGAGUGGGCUGUGAAGCGCGCCAAGCAGCCGUCGAGGCAGUUUGAGAAGGAGGUGCGGGCGAUGGCGGCCGUGGCGGGGACGGCGGGUGUGAGCCACCACCCGAACCUACUGCCGCUGCUGGGGUUCUGCUCUGUGGCUGACGUGUUUAGGAACUGCCGCUACGAGCAGAUCCUGGUGUUUGAGUUCAUGCCCAAUGGCGGCCUCGACAAGUGGGAUUGGCGAAGACGCCCCUCGUGCCCUGAGCAUGAGCGAGCGCAUGGGCAUACUGAUGGGGGCGGGAGUGGGGCUGGAGUACCUGCACUCCAUUGACAUGGUUCACGGCAACGUCAAGCCCGCCAACAUCCUGCUGGACGCCACCAUGCAGGCCAAGGUCGCCCACAUGGCACCCGCAGGGUUGCCUCGGGGUCGUCGGGUUAUGUGGACCCGGGUUACGUAACAUCACAGAAUGCUACCCCUCCAGUUGAUGUGUACAGUUUCGGCGUGGUGAUUCUGGAGGUAAUUACGGGCAAGAAAGCACCGGCCGAGGCGGCGGUGGCGGAGAACGGUGAGGGAAAGAGUCCGAGUCAGAGAUGUGGGAGUCCCAACCUGCAGCUGUGGGUGGCAGAGCUUCUGGAGUCCGUGGACCACCCCUCACACCUCAUCGUUUCGAUGGCACAGCUUGCCCAAUCCUGCACCGGCGAGUGCACCGCUGCUCGCCCCACCAUGAAGCAGGUUCUUGCAGAAAUGCAGGUCAUCAAAGACCGGCACCUGCCCGCUGUUACAAACUAGGGUAGAGGCACGGAAAAUUGAUUUUUGAGUCUAGACUGUGUAGUGGCACAGACAGCACUAGGUGUCAACUUAUACAUAUUAUCUAUGUAGAAGUUAUAGGCUAGACUGAGGUAUGCUUCUAGUGAGUACAACCAACUAGUAUUUGUUCCUCGGUUUCCCCCUGGACUCGAUCCUGAUUGUGUACUCUCUAUUAUAUAUGCUUUUCAGACUGGCCUUGUGGCCUUUCCUCCAGUGGCUGGACUAGUAGUGCCACCCUGGCUUGCUUCAGUUUUGGUUGUAUUCUUGCUGACUGGUCUCCAGACCC